Lotus japonicus is the source of this 1838-nucleotide messenger RNA. RefSeq names its product ammonium transporter 1 member 1-like. Gene Ontology annotation, molecular function: ammonium channel activity. Gene Ontology annotation, biological process: ammonium homeostasis; ammonium transmembrane transport. The transcript is spliced from 2 exons. The coding region runs from base 139 to 1644 and encodes 501 amino acids. Gene Ontology annotation, cellular component: membrane. The record is from RefSeq and is a predicted model, not a curated record. Lineage: Eukaryota; Viridiplantae; Streptophyta; Magnoliopsida; Fabales; Fabaceae.
UUCCCACUCUCCCUCUUUCUCUAUAUAUCCUUUUGUGUACGAACCAAAACGCGCAUUCAACUGAAUCCACAAAUCAUUACACCCUCCCUCUUGACUCUUGACUCUCCCUUCUCUUUCCAAGUCCACUACCCCAAAACGAUGGCGCUGCCGGAGUGCUCGGCGGCGAACCUAGCGCAGCUCAUCGGCCCCAACGCGACAGACGCCGCCGCAGUCGCCGGAUUCAUCUGCGACCAGUUCACCGCCGUGGGUCAACGAUUCUCCGACACAGCAUUCGCGGUGGACAGCACCUACCUCCUCUUCUCCGCCUACCUCGUAUUCUCGAUGCAGCUCGGCUUCGCCAUGCUCUGCGCCGGCUCCGUCCGCGCCAAAAACACCAUGAACAUCAUGCUCACCAACGUCCUCGACGCCGCCGCCGGCGGCCUCUUCUACUAUCUCUUCGGUUUCGCCUUUGCCUUCGGCGCACCCUCCAACGGCUUCAUCGGCCGCCACUUCUUCGGCCUCAAAGACGUCCCCACCGUAGCCUUCGACUACAGCUACUUCCUCUACCAGUGGGCGUUUGCCAUCGCCGCCGCCGGGAUCACCAGCGGCUCAAUCGCUGAACGCACACAGUUCGUUGCCUACCUCAUCUACUCGUCGUUCCUCACCGGGUUUGUCUACCCCGUCGUGUCUCACUGGUUCUGGUCCGGCGACGGUUGGGCCAGCGCCACCAACACCGGGAACUUGCUGUUUGGCACCGGGGUGAUUGAUUUUGCCGGGUCGGGUGUGGUUCACAUGGUUGGUGGUGUUGCGGGUCUUUGGGGCGCGCUUAUUGAGGGACCCAGGAUUGGCCGGUUUGACCAUGCCGGUCGAGCCGUUUCGCUUCGCGGACACAGUGCUUCGCUUGUUGUGCUUGGAACCUUCAUGCUCUGGUUCGGUUGGUACGGUUUUAACCCCGGUUCGUUCACCAAGAUUCUCAGCGCCUAUGAUUCAGGCAACUAUUAUGGUCAGUGGAGCGCAAUAGGAAGGACCGCCGUAACGACAACAUUGGCUGGCUGCACGGCGGCGCUGACCACCCUUUUCGGGAAAAGAAUUAUCUCCGGCCACUGGAACGUCACCGACGUAUGCAACGGCUUACUCGGCGGGUUCGCAGCAAUCACCGCCGGUUGCUCCGUCGUGGAGCCCUGGGCAGCCAUCGUGUGCGGCUUCGUCGCCGCAGUGGUGCUUAUCGCGUGCAACAUGCUCGCAGAAAAGGUGCGUUACGACGACCCCUUAGAGGCAGCUCAGCUUCACGGCGGUUGCGGCGCGUGGGGGAUCAUAUUCACCGCGCUAUUCGCCAAGGAGGAGUACGUGAACCAGGUUUACCCGGGUAAACCGGGUCGGCCAUACGGGUUGUUCAUGGGUGGUGGAGGGAAGCUGCUCGGAGCGCACGUGAUCCAGAUUUUGGUGAUUAUCGGGUGGGUCAGCGCCACAAUGGGUCCUCUGUUCUUCAUUCUGAAUAAGAUGAAGUUGCUUCGGAUCUCAACGGAGGAUGAACUUGCGGGUAUGGAUCUGACCCGACAUGGUGGGUUUGCAUAUGCAUAUGAGGAUGAUGAAUCGCACAAGCCAGGGAUUCAGCUACGGAAGAUUGAACCUAACUCUUCUUCCACUCCUAGUGCUGAGUCAUGAUAAUAAUUAGUAGUAAUAAUUUCGUUUUGUAUUUUUCCACUCUUUGUGUUCUAGAUAUUUUUCUUUCUUUUCUUUUGUAGUAGUAGUUUGUACGGGCAUUGUAAUUUGUAUUGGUCCUACACCUACAUUUGUGUGCUGUGCUGGAUUCUAUACAGCGUUGAUGAAAAUAUAAAAGAUAGGUGAAUUCUACCGUA